GAGGAGACCCGGGCGGAAGGAGGAGGAGGAGGAGGUGGCGGAGGGACGAAGAAGCCCGAGGGGUCGAAGGAGAGCCGAGGUACCGAGGGGGCCCAGAGCAGGGGGGCGGUGAAACGUGGUGGCCUCCACCAGAUCCCCAUUCAGCUCAACCACAAAGAGGAGCAGAAGGGCAGGGAGAAGGAGCCGCACGAAGGCGUCCCAAACAGCGACGAGGGCUACUGGGAUUCCACCACCCCUGGUCCCGAGGAAGACGGUUCCGCAAGCAUCCGGAAGGAGACCAUUCCCAGGGACAGCUACAGCGGGGAUGCUCUCUACGACCUCUACGCCGAGCCCGAUGAGAACCCACCAGCGGGGCCUGGGGAUUUUUUUUCGCGCGCCAAGCCCGUGUCUCCAGUAACGACCGCGUGCUCGCUGAAAACACCCUCAAGCACAGUGAAGGACUCCAAGAUACCCAUCAGCAUUAAACACCUUUCGUCGCAUCCCGCCAGCCACGGGGCGGACACCGGUAACAGCCAUCACGUCGCACACCAUCACCUGGCCAAAAGUGAGAUGCACAGAACGAAAAUCCCUGUCUCUAAAGUACUGGUACGCCGGGUCAGUAACAGGGGCUUAGCAGGGACGACGGUGAAAGCCGCCGUGUACCAGGACAGUGCCAAAAAGUAG
Cariama cristata (Red-legged seriema) is the source of this 663-nucleotide messenger RNA. It is a transcript of the gene AMER2, whose product is annotated as APC membrane recruitment protein 2. The annotation marks the transcript as partial. Gene Ontology annotation, cellular component: plasma membrane. The record is from RefSeq and is a predicted model, not a curated record. Gene Ontology annotation, molecular function: phosphatidylinositol-4,5-bisphosphate binding; beta-catenin binding. NCBI's taxonomy places the organism in Eukaryota, Metazoa, Chordata, Aves, Cariamiformes, Cariamidae. Gene Ontology annotation, biological process: regulation of canonical Wnt signaling pathway. The transcript has a single exon.